ACGGUUCUUCUUCUUGCCGUGAGGCACUCUCCCGAAAUUCCCAAAUUCUUUUGAUUUAUCUACAAAUCCACUCAAAGUUUAGAUAGAUCACAACAACACAAGAAGAGAUUUUCGGAUUUGAAGCCCUUAUCAAGAGUCGCAGAGGAAGUUUUCGAAGUCGAUUCAAAUUGGGAGUCCUGAUAUUUUAAAGGUAUGAAUCUAGCCUUAAAAGAGGGAAGAUGUGUAAAGAACUAGAUUAGUUUUAGAAUUUCAAAUUCUAAUAGGGUUAGAUUAUUAUCUGUAAUUUUAGGGAUUGAGAUAAGAAUUUAGAAUUAGAAAAGGGUUUGGGUUCUCCCUGUUUCUGUAUAAAAGGGGAAGCUUCGGCUUUGAGAGGGGAGGUCGAAAAUUGAGGGAAAUUGGGAAAAAUUGAGGGAGAAGGGGAGAAAAUUGGUGAAGCUCAGAAGGAAUAUUGGAGAAGGAGAAAGAGAGCAAAUGAGAAAGGCAAAUCAGAAACUUGUACUUGGGGGUUCAAGAAAUAAAGUCUUGAUUUUUCCUAUUUUUCUGCAGGUGUGCAUCAUUCUUAAUUUGUUCUUCUGCGAUUCCUUUUUGUUAUACUCUGUUCUUUCUUCCUCUCUUUGGUGAUUGGUAGUUGCUUGAUUUCCCUUUUAAACUGUUUAUUUCCAUGUUUUGCUUGAAAUUAAUCUUGAAUCGAGAAAAAAAAAUGUCAUGGAAUAUUAAUUGUUGGGAAUUCUACCAGUAAGGCAGAAUCUUGUUGGGAGUUCUACCAGUAAGGCAGAAUCUUGUUGGGAGAAGUCAGUUUGUUUGUUUUUGUUUACCCAUAAAGGAUUUAUUUUCGG
This is a messenger RNA of Rubroshorea leprosula, 836 nucleotides long. NCBI's taxonomy places the organism in Eukaryota, Viridiplantae, Streptophyta, Magnoliopsida, Malvales, Dipterocarpaceae. The record is from the annotation of a GenBank genome assembly.